UGAGAGGGAAAUAAAAAGGGAAAUAAAAAGGAUAUUGAAGAUUUGAUAGGAUAUAUUAUAUAAUCAUAAAUGUUGUUGCUAAAGAGAGCGGGUAGAGAUUUAAAGAUCCAAGCGACGAGAAAAGGGAUUUACAGAAACAGAACGUGUUUAGAACCCUAUUUUUCUCUGUCGAUUCUUUGUUUCGAUCGUUUUUUUCUGCGUUUUUUUUGGUUUUUCUUGGUGGGUUUUGGGUUUUGAAGAUGAUGAUGGAGAUGGAGUGGCCUUCUUGUCUUGAUGAAUACGAAAAGCUUGUUAUUAGGAUGAACACACCCAGGGUUGUGAUUGAUAAUGGCGCUUGCUCUACUGCCACUCUCGUGAAGGUUGAUAGUGCUAGAAGAUAUGGAAAUCUCUUCGAGGCUGUACAGAUUCUUACUGAUAUUAACCUCUCGAUCAAGAAAGCUUAUGUUUCUUCAGAUGGGCGAUGGUUCAUGGAUGUGUUUCAUGUUACUGAUCAAAACGGCGAGAAAUUGACCGACGACACUGUGAUUCACUACCUCGAGCAGUCGCUCGGGACGACCCAUUAUCGGAGGAAUGAAGCGUUUAAUGGUGCCACCACGGCGUUGGAGCUCACCGGGACAGACCGUGUUGGUCUUCUGUCGGAGGUGUUUGCUGUGCUAGCUGAUCUGCAGUGUGAUGUGGUGGAAGCUAAAAUUUGGACUCACAAUGGCAGGAUUGCUUCCUUGAUCUAUGUCAAGGACUGCAACUCAGGUUCCCCCAUCGAAGACCGACAGAAAAUUGACAUCAUUGUAGCACGGUUAAGGAGUGUUCUUAAGGGAGACAAUGACAUUCGUAGCGCGAAGACGUCGGUGUCAAUGGCAGUAACACAUACCGAAAGGAGACUGCAUCAAAUGAUGUUUGCUGACCGUGAUUACGAAAGGAAGGCUAUCUUGAAGUCAAACGCUGCCGAUUCCCCUGGUGUAACGGUUCAGAACUGCGCCGAAAGGGGUUACUCGGUUGUGUACGUUCAAUGCAAAGAUCGAACGAAACUAUUGUUUGAUGUUAUAUUCACCUUGACAGACAUGGAAUAUGUGGUGUUUCAUGCCACAAUCAACACUGCAGAAGAAAGAGCAUAUCUGGAGUUCUACAUUAGGCAUAGCGACGGAACCCCAAUUAGUUCCGAACCCGAAAGGCAGCGAGUGAUUCAAUGCUUACAAGCUGCUAUACAAAGAAGAGCAUCUGAGGGUGUGAGGCUAGAACUAUGCACAGUGGACAGGCCAGGCCUUUUAGCAGAUGUGAUGAGGACGUUCCGAGAGAACGGUCUGAACGUAACGAGGGCCGAGAUCUCCACGGCGAGGGACAUGGCUCGAAACGUAUUCUACGUGACCGAUGCGGUUGGAAAUGCAGCUGAUCCAAAGACCAUAGAGUCGGUCAGACAAAGGAUUGGGUUGAGUAAGUUAAAGGUGAAGGAAGUUGCGUCGAGUUGUGAUCAAGCGACAGAGAGGGAAGAACAAACGGUCGGAGUUGGUGGGGCGGUGUUGUUUACGCUCGGAAGCAUGGUGAGGAGGAAUCUGUACAAUCUAGGACUGAUUAAGUCAUGUUCGUGAGCGAGCUCGAGAUCGAUUCGAUACUAGAAAAGAGUAGCGAGAUUGGUUUUAGUUUAUGAGAAAGAUUCUUUGCUUAUGGUAAUAUGAUUUGGUGUAUAUAAAGAAUAUAGAGAAAAGGUGGAAUUUGGUGUUAUAUAUGGGUUUGUUUGAAAGAGUUUUUUUAGUGUAUAGUUAAUGAUGUAAAUAUCAAAUUU
Messenger RNA from Cucurbita maxima (winter squash), 1777 nucleotides. Its product is annotated as ACT domain-containing protein ACR8-like. The transcript is spliced from 7 exons. The record is from RefSeq and is a predicted model, not a curated record. Bases 240 to 1583 code for a protein of 447 amino acids. Lineage: Eukaryota; Viridiplantae; Streptophyta; Magnoliopsida; Cucurbitales; Cucurbitaceae.